CUGUGAGUGUGCGUCGGGACGGGGGCACGGAACUGCUGUAGGGUCGACGGAUGAUCGUAGAUGAAGGAGAAAGAUGGAAAUUAAACAGCGGUUUUAGAGGAACGGCGGUGACCUGUCGACAAUACGAAUAUCUGUGGGCUCACUGCAGAGCGAAUGUUAUAUGAGGACUCUGGGAGGACGUGCUUUAAUCGCGGUAAGGUAGCGAAUGUAGGGAGAGUUGGGGAGGGCUGUAGCUGCUGGGGUUUUUUUUGGAGAGGGAAAACAACAUGGCUGCGGUGGAGCUCGAAUGGAUCCCAGAAACACUGUAUAACACCGCUAUCUCGGCGGUGGUGGACAACUACAGCCGGUCAAGAAGGGACAUACGCUCGCUCCCAGAAAAUAUACAGUUCGAUGUCUAUUAUAAGCUUUACCAGCAGGGCCGACUCUGCCAGCUGGGGGGAGAGUUCUGUGAGCUGGAGGUGUUUGCUAAAGUGCUGCGGGCUUCAGAUAAAAGACAUCUCCUGCACCACUGCUUCCAGGCCCUAAUGGACCACGGUGUGAAAGUAGCCUCAGUUCUGGCAAACUCCUUCAGCCGCCGCUGCUCCUACAUCGCAGAGUCUGAUGCCCACGUCAAAGAGAAGGCUAUUCAGUUCGGCUUUGUGCUGGGUGGCUUCUUGUCUGAUGCGGGCUGGUAUGGAGAUGCAGAAAAAGUGUUCCUGUCGUGCCUGCAGCUGUGCACACUCCACAGUGAGGUCCUCCACUGCUACCGGGCUGUGGAAUGCUGCGUCAGGCUGCUUCAUGUCCGCAAUGGAAAUUGUAAGUAUCACCUGGGGGAGGAGACCUUCAAGCUUGCCCAGUCUUACAUGGACAAACUAGCCAAACAUGGCCACCAGGCCAACAAGGCAGCGCUGUAUGGUGAGCUUUGUGCCUUGCUCUUCGCCAAAAGCCACUAUGAUGAGGCAUACAGGUGGUGUAUAGAGGCUAUGAAGGAAAUUACUCCUGGGCUGCCUGUCAAAGUAAUAGUUGAUGUCCUCAGACAAGCCUCCAAGGCCUGUGUGGUAAAGAGGGAGUUCAGAAAAGCAGAGCAGCUGAUCAAACAUGCAGUGUUUCUUGCAAGAGAACAUUUUGGACACAAGCAUCCCAAGUACUCCGACACGCUGCUAGAUUAUGGAUUUUACUUAUUAAAUGUAGACAACAUAUGCCAAUCAGUUGCUAUUUACCAGACUGCCCUGGACAUUCGACAGUCUGUGUUUGGGGGAAAGAACAUCCAUGUUGCCACAGCCCAUGAAGACCUGGCCUACUCUUCAUACGUUCACCAGUACAGCUCUGGGAAAUUUGACAACGCUCUAUUCCAUGCAGAACGUGCCAUAGACAUCAUAACUCACAUUCUGCCUGAGGACCAUCUUCUGUUGGCUUCCUCUAAGAGAGUCAAAGCACUAAUCCUGGAGGAAAUUGCCAUUGACUGCCACAAUAAAGAGACAGAAGAGCGUCUCCUGCAGGAGGCCCAUGACUUGCACCUCUCUUCACUGCAACUGGCCAAGAAGGCCUUCGGGGAGUUCAACGUCCAGACAGCAAAACACUACGGCAACCUAGGACGACUUUACCAGUCGAUGAGGAAGUUUAAGGAGGCAGAGGAAAUGCACAUCAAAGCCAUCCAGAUCAAAGAGCAGCUUCUGGGCCAUGAGGACUAUGAAGUGGCUCUGUCAGUGGGUCACCUGGCCUCUCUCUACAACUACGACAUGAACCAGUAUGAAGACGCAGAGAGGCUCUACCUGCGCUCCAUCGCUAUUGGUAAGAAGCUGUUUGGAGAGGGUUACAGUGGGCUGGAGUACGACUACCGAGGCCUGAUCAAACUCUACAACUCAGUGGGGAACUAUGAGAAGGUGUUUGAGUACCACAACGUACUAUCCAACUGGAACCGGCUGAGGGACCGACAGUUUGCUGUGGCAGACGCCCUGGAGGAUGUCAACACUACACCCCAGCAGACCCAGGAGGUGGUACAAGCCUUCCUAUUGGCUCAGAGCCUAGGCCCGACCCGCCCCUGUCUCGGCUGAUUUUAUGAGGGAAGAGAGAGGGGAGGGGGAGGGGGAGGGGGGGUAAAGACGCGUGGGUUUUAGCCUGGUGAGGACAGAAAAUAAGCCUAAAUGUGAUGCUUCAGUUGCACACAAAUAAUUGGUAAUACACAUAAAAUUCAAGCAUCACCGGCAGGUCAGAUGGCUGUACAGUCACUGCAGCUGCCAGUACACACAGAUAUACACAGACAUGUAGUUGUGAAAUGAAGAAUAGAGAAGACACCGUUAUCAAACCUCAACACACUCACACAUAACCACAAUGCAUCUCUACACAGCAAACAUUUCUCCAGGAGAAUGAGGACACACAACUGAGGGGAGGGGGGGGAUUAAAAAAGAAAAACCUCAAACAUCCUGCAAGGAUGACAAAUGACCUCUCCUCUUCUCUUGUUUCACUCGCCUUUUUCUUCUCAGUUGGGAAUCAGAGGACAUUUUUGCUUUUGUAUUUAAACCAGUGUAGCUCUGAACGCCAUGAGACUCACCACAGAAUGAAACCAUGUUCUCCAGGGCUAUGUACAUGACAGUAUCUGGACCCCACACUCAUCUGUGAAAUACAGCCCACAUCCAUCAGCAUAAUCACUUGGCGGAUCACAGAUGAAAAUAGUUGGAUAUUUUUGACACUUGUACAGUAAAAUAUUACAGAUUGUACACUUAAGUUUCAGUUGAAGGCCUCUUGUUUUUUUCUUUGCAAAGAAGUGAAAGUGGACCCUAAGAAGACUUCAUUAAACUCCUGUUUUGAACUACUUGGUGGAGAGAGAUUACAAACAGUGGAAUGUGUUGAACCAGUGGGUGUGUUGUUACACACAUAACAGGCUUCACAGGUCUUGUUUUCAAUUUAUUUUAUCUCUUUUUUUCCAGCUUAGUACUGACAUAGCAUACUUAAAAUGCCAAUAAUUUAUAUGCAAAAGUGUAUGUUUAUGUAGCCCUUUGUUACGCUUUUUAAAAUGAGUGAGCCAUGAAUCCUAAAGAAACAGUUCAACGCUAUAAUAACAAGGGACGUGUAUGGGAGUGCAAAGAGGAAGAUGCCGCAUGUACAAAGGCUGAGAAGCCUCCUCUUAAUUUCUUAAUGUUGAGGCUUCCUGUUUGAGUGUGUAUGUGUGUGUCUGUCAGUAUACAAAGAUAGAACUCUGGGUGCCCAAGUGCUCCACUGAUGACUACCAGCCUUACACCAGCUUGCAGUUAUCUGUCUGUAGACGGACCCAUACUUUUAAGUGCUAAAUAAACUAUUAUACCCUUAAGGGCACUACAAUGGGGACCAAUAUUGUACGUGUGUGUGUCUGUGUGUGUCUCCAGCCUUUUUAUCUGUACAUCUGGCCUUUCCUCUCCACUCCCUCCUGUCAGAAAUCCCAUUAAAGUAAAGUUGUAGGGUUUUUUUUUUCUAUUGCGGAACCAUCAGUGUUUCUGUCCAAGGUCUCAUCUGUCAUUUCAUUAAAGCCUCAGGCUCAACUGUCUUGCUGGCAAAGGUGCUGGUGCUCACUCACAAAGGACCAGUGAGGAGUACAAAAACCUGAGAACAGCCAGUGACUACUUCUUUCAAAAAAACUGAAUGUUGUGAUGAUUUGUAAUGGCUCGUGUCAGUGAAAAUGAUCUGAAGCCAAACCCUUCCUGCAUAUACAGCUGCAGUCAUACAUGAAGAGCUAUUGAAGGAUCAGUUCACUCAAAUGACAAGAAAAAAAACACUCCUCCAUCACCUUCCGUCAAUAGGCUUGUGCCUGUCAUAAAAACUAAAAUUUUGGGGUAUUUUAUAUAUAUACACUACCGUUCAACAGUUUGGGGUCAUUUAGAAACGUCCUUAUUUUUGAAAGAAAAGCAUUUUUUUUUCAACAAAGAUAGCAUUAAGCAUUAAAUGAAUCAACAAUCCAGUCUAGACAUUGUUAAUGUGGUAAAUUACUAUUCUAGCUGGAAACAGCUGAUUUUUAAUGGAAUAUCUCCAUAGAGGUACAGAGGAACAUUUCCAGCAACCAUCACUCCUGUGUUCUAACGCUACAUUGUGUUAGCUAAUGGUGUUGAAAGGCUAAUUGAUGAUUAGAAAACCCUUGUGAAAUUAUGUUAGCACAUGAACAAAAAUGUGAGUUUUCAUGGAAAACAUGAAAUUGUCUGGGUGAUCCCAAACUUUUGAAUAGUAAUGUGUGUAUAUAUCUGUGAAAGCUCUUACAUUUUAUUUAGCUGAAAUGUAGAAAGUUAGCUAAGUAAAGGAACCCUGUAUGUUUGCUGAGCACAUAAUUGUGGCCAAGAUAACAACCUGAACAGUUUACAGUUUGUCAGUGCUCCCUGGUGGACAUAUGAUGUAAUUGGUCACUGCUUCUAAAUGACUUGAAAUAGAUUAUUGGCAUUUUUGACUGACAUUUCCUAUGAUUUACUGUCAACCAGUCUAUACAUGGAUAAAAACGUGUGCGGUAAGCCACAUAAUACUGAUACAUGAAUAGAGACAAGUAUGUAUCUGUGAGCCCAUAGAGCAUUUCAAGUACAAAAGUGUGUAGUUGGCGUUUUCUUAUUUCCUGUCUGGGUAAUCAUUUCAGGAUUCACUGUGAGGGUCCUGACUCACAAGUUGAGACCCACUGAUUGCUCUACUGGUCUGUCCCAGCAAAUACUUUGAAUUGAAUCCUUUCAGGUUCCACAGGAACAUAAAAAUAGUUCAUGUUGUCAUUUUUUUUACACCAUUAGAGGUGAUGAGUAGUGUAUUUUUUCUGUGAUUUGGGUGAACUGACCCUUUACGUUAGUGCAGUGGAGCUGUGCAUAAACAAAGACAGGCAUGACGUCUGUGGCGGUGUAGAGAAAUCGCUGAUGAGAUUUUGUACAUUGCGGUUUGGGUUGUAGGCGUUAAUGUGUGCGACGUUACUGACAGUGUGAUGCCUUGGAUAAAAACCCCACUGUUUCUUACGUUUUGUUUGUUUUUACAUGAAUGAAGAAAACAAGCUUUGCCUUGCUGUUGCUUCAGUGCUGUCGGAUGUCUCCCUCUCUAGCAGUGAUGUGACUGGCUCUAGCUGAGGAGGUCCAGCCUUAGCCCCCUCCCUCCAACUUCCCCCUGAAAAGGACGCUUAGCUCCACUGUCGACACAAACACACCCUCUCUCUGGGCAGCAGAGCAGAUGUGUUGUAUUCAGACCGUAUUUCCAAAUAGUUGUGUACAAAUAUACAAAAGAGAUGAGUAUAUUACUGUUAUGAAACAUGCAUAUCUCAUGGUCUUAUAAAGUAAAUCAUUUUGUUGGUAAAGUCUCUCUUGACAUGCUCCAACACCGACUGCUUUUAGUCAAAAUUCACUUACUGAUUAGUUGAAUUACUGUGGACUGUUAUGGCUGCUGUUCUGGAGCCACUGGCAAGCAAUGUCUGCAUCUCCUGUACCACCUGUCAAAGAUCUAAAAAAAAAAAACUUAAUGUGAAUCGGUUUCGUCCAACUUCAGUUUCUUUUUUCUGUUUGGCAAAGGCAAAAAGAAGUGAUUGUCCUUCAUUAACAGCCCUGAGAAAGCAGCUGACAGCUGGGAGUGUAAGGGAAGAGCACCUCCUGGUAGUGAUCACCUGAUGUGUGAAAGGGAAUAGUAGAGUUGCAGUGCUGGAGGGGGGAAGACUGGACAAAGUUACAGAUGCUCAAUAAAGCUGUGAUCUCUCCAACGGCCCUGCUUCGCUGUAAACAGUUUGGAUGAGAAGAUGGACACCAAAUGCGAUGAGAGGAUGUUAUCACUGUUGUCCUGUUACUGCUUCACUGUUAGCUGCAAAAACAUUAAAACGUAUAUCAUUGACCACCAUGAA
Amphiprion ocellaris (clown anemonefish) is the source of this 5794-nucleotide messenger RNA. RefSeq names its product amyloid beta precursor protein (cytoplasmic tail) binding protein 2 (gene appbp2). Gene Ontology annotation, molecular function: protein binding. The record is from RefSeq and is a predicted model, not a curated record. Gene Ontology annotation, biological process: intracellular protein transport. Bases 267 to 2033 code for a protein of 588 amino acids. The transcript is spliced from 13 exons. NCBI's taxonomy places the organism in Eukaryota, Metazoa, Chordata, Actinopteri, Pomacentridae.